ACCACCUAUCAGACAUCAAUGCACAUGGAAGUAUCUUAGAAACCAUGUGGGUGCAGGUCUCAAGUCAAACAAGAUAGUGAUCAGGAGCCAAUGACUAUAGCACAUACUUAAUACAUUAAACAAUUAGUCCUACUUAAUACAUUUGAUAGAAGUCAUUUGCUUUUGCUUCUUGUCUAAGAAAAAAGUCAACUAGUUGGAACUCCAAAUUUCAAUUAUGAGUGAAGAAGGCAAGGACAGGCAUCAUCAUCACUACCACCACCACCACUAUCACCAUGAGACAAGCCAACCACCACUACCAUCAGUAGCUGAUGAAUAUGGUACUUUCCAAGCACUUUCUAAACCUGCAGUAACUGGUUUCCCUCAGCCAGUUCCUCCACCUGGGGCACUUGAACCUGCUGAAUACUAUGCUCGUGGCUAUCAGUCUGUUCCUGUUUAUGUGGCUGAUGAAAAGGGAGCUGUGAGUGAGCCUCCCCUUCCUUGCUGUGGUAUUGGUCUUGGCUGGUUCUUGUUCAUUAUUGGUUUCUUUCUUCCUGCCAUCCCUUGGUAUGUUGCUGCAUUUACCCUGCUUUGCGCCAGAUCAGUUGAUCAUCGAGAGAAACCAGGAUACGUUGCAUGCUCCAUUGCUGCUGUUCUCGCUACAAUUGGCAUCAUAUUUGACUGGACAAUGAUGUUAUCAGGAAGGUGGUGAUCAACUUUUGGGCUAGGGUUCUUCUUCCGAACCCCCUUCAGCAGAGAAUUAUACUAUAUAUACAUGAUUAAAAUUAUUUUUUAUGUAUAUAUAAUAUAUGUUGAACCUCCUUUUGUUUGUUCGUAUGUUUACUUGUGAACUUCUUUGUGAAAAUCCUGAUUCCGCCACUGGUUCUUCUAGCUAGGUGGCUUUUAUUAAAUGCACUUUAUUGAGAA
Molecule: messenger RNA, 903 nt
Organism: Capsicum annuum
Lineage: Eukaryota; Viridiplantae; Streptophyta; Magnoliopsida; Solanales; Solanaceae
Product: 60S ribosomal protein L18a-like protein
Exons: 4
Coding region: 215-688 (157 amino acids)
Source: RefSeq, a predicted model, not a curated record